CUCCACUCAUCCUUCCGUUCAAUUCAUAAAAGAAAGACAAUUCAAAAGCAUUAAAAAAAUUGGAUAAGAUAGGUUGCCCUUUGGCAUAAAAACUCUUAUCCUGUUCCGAUUUCUUCUCCCGGCAUCAAUAAAUAGAUAGGCUUUUCUUCUGCGCUGUGGAGCUCUGCUGUCUGGAGCUGGAACGGAGAGAAACAGAGAUACAGGAAGCAGAGAUUGUGCAGAAGAGAGAGAUUGGAACCAUGGCUGCUGAAAGAUCACUGGAGGAAGGAGUCCCACCGAAUUCUACCGAAGAUGAGAAUGGAUCUUCAACCGAUAACGAUUCUCCUUUGAGCGUCCCCGUUCCUCUUCUGCAUAAGAUAAUUGCAGAAAUUAUUGGCACGUAUUUCAUAGUCUUCGCUGGCUGCGCUUCGGUGACAGUGAACAAGAGCACGAAGGGAACUGUUACCUUUCCUGGGAUAUGUGUCGUGUGGGGUUUGGCGGUCACUGUAAUGAUAUACGCAGUCGGCCAUGUCUCCGGGGCACACUUCAACCCAGCCGUCACCAUUUCCUUUGCCACUUGCAGGAGAUUUCCAUGGAAGCAGGUACCAGCUUACAUUGCAGCACAGGUGUUGGGAUCAACUCUGGCAAGCGGUACGCUCCACCUUCUAUUUGGCGGUAGCCGAGAGCUCUUUGCUGGAACAAUUCCGACGGGCUCCAAUAUCCAGUCUUUAGUUUUGGAGUUCAUUAUCUCUUUCUACCUCAUGUUUGUAGUUUCCGGUGUUGCCACUGAUAGCAGAGCUAUUGGAGAACUUGCAGGAAUUGCAGUGGGAUCCACUGUGCUGCUAAAUGUUGGCUUCGCUGGGUUAAUAUCUGGAGCAUCGAUGAACCCUGCAAGGAGUUUGGGGCCAGCGAUAAUAUCGAACCGCUACGGAUCGAUAUGGGUUUAUAUGCUUGGUCCAAUUUGCGGGACAAUUGCUGGGGCUUGGGCUUAUAAUCUAAUUCGUCACUCGAACAGGCCAUUACGCGAGCUCACGAAGAGUGGCUCUUUUCUUAAAAGCUUGAAGAUAAAUAGUUCAAAGUAAUAUAGUGGCUAUGUUUAGAUUGCACAAUUUAUUGAAGCAAACUAUGGUUUAAGUUCCAUAGAAGCAAAUAUUAGAGUUGUAAUCUGAUGAUUUUUUAAUCAAUUGAUGCUAAUUUCUCAAGAAUCAAUGUAGUUGAUGACAGAUGGAUGGUGCCCCUAAAACAGCUUGUUUCAAGUGAUCAUGGAUAUGGAGCAUUUCUGU
Messenger RNA from Phalaenopsis equestris, 1262 nucleotides. RefSeq names its product aquaporin NIP1-1-like. NCBI's taxonomy places the organism in Eukaryota, Viridiplantae, Streptophyta, Magnoliopsida, Asparagales, Orchidaceae. The transcript is spliced from 5 exons. The coding region runs from base 240 to 1061 and encodes 273 amino acids. Gene Ontology annotation, cellular component: membrane. Gene Ontology annotation, molecular function: channel activity. The record is from RefSeq and is a predicted model, not a curated record. Gene Ontology annotation, biological process: transmembrane transport.